Molecule: messenger RNA, 13919 nt
Organism: Loxodonta africana (African savanna elephant)
Lineage: Eukaryota; Metazoa; Chordata; Mammalia; Proboscidea; Elephantidae
Gene: MICAL2
Product: microtubule associated monooxygenase, calponin and LIM domain containing 2
Exons: 38
Coding region: 5047-10959 (1970 amino acids)
Molecular function (GO): FAD binding; protein binding
Source: RefSeq, a predicted model, not a curated record
UGCGCGGUGCGCCGGUCGGCAGUCUGAGCUCACUCCAGGCCCGGAGGCUCCCUCGCCGGGAUGGAAGCGGCGCUUCCGCGGCGCCCUCCCUGCUGUUACCUGCUGGCCCUGGGAGAGGUGGGGUCUUGUCAGCAGCCUUUGCAGCCGCUGAGGCAGGUGGGGUCUACUUUAACGAAGUCUAGCCUCGCAGGCAGAGCUGGCAGCCGUUUUUGCUAGAUGGGGAAGACGCGUGUUGAAACCAGAGUCAAUGUGUGUCUACUUACACAUUUAAGGCCAGCGGCGAGUUGGCCCUCUGACAUUUUCGUGCCUGGGUGCUCUGGGACCUGCGUCCUUCUGUGCGCGGCCCCUCUCAUGGGGUAGCGGACCCAACAAGUCUGCCCCGUGUCUCCAGGGCGGCCCUGCCCAAUGUCCUGGAGACUCUAAUUCUAGAAAGAUGAUGCCUAACGAGGGAAGACAGAUUUACUAAGUACCUACUAGGUGCCCAGUCCUGCCCUGUGGCCCUUUACAGUCGAUUUCAUGAUUAUUAAAAAAAAAAAAAAAAAAACCUAGUCUGUGAGUGGGGCAGUUAAUGUGCUAGGCUGCUAACAUGGUGGCUGGAGGUUCAAGUCCACCCAGAGGUACCUUAGAAGAAAGUCCUGGCAAUCUACAUAGGAAAAGCCAGCCACUGAAAGCCUUGUAGAGCACCCUUCUACUCUGGCACUCAUGGGGUCGCCAUGAAUUGGAGUAGAUUCCAGGCUCCAUCGCAAUUGUUGCAUUUUUUUGGUUUCCAAAAACUCUAAGAGGUCAGUGUUGCCCUCCCCAUUUUAGAGAUGAGUAAAUACACCCAGAUAGAGUAAGUGUCCAAGGUUACACAGAAGGUAUUGAGCCAGAGUUUGAAGCUUAGAGCUGUUAGCUCUAAAUCCAGCGCUCUUCCCGCUGGCCCAUGGCUGUGGAAAGUGGUGUGCUGCUCUGAGGAUGGUGGCCUCAGUGUGUGCUGACUGGCCUCUGAGAGAAUUUGUCCACAAGGGUGUCAGAGGAUGCCUCUCUGACAAAGUACUAGAGCUGACCCAGGCCAGCCCGAAAACCCCUUGCCCACCUUGUCCUCCAGUCAUGGGCGAUGAAUGCUGUUGGCCAGGAUGUGAUAGGAGGGUUGACUGCUGGUGUUUAGGUACUAGUUUUGGGAGAUGCCUGUUUCCCACACUGACUUGGCCUAAACCCUGAGAGUUGGCUUCUGGGAUGGUCUAGGAAGAUUGUGUUAGCUGAAAUAACCUCCACCUUAGGACUAUGGUGUUUUUUGUAGGGUUGGGGGGUGUUGGGGUAUGCUGGUUAUGGUUGUAGGGUGAUUGAGAUCCAUGGUUUGAACAUACUUCUGUGAAAAUUGACAUGAUUAUUAUCCUGCUUCCUUCCAUCUUCAGGCUCAGGGCUUUGGCUUCCUGCUUAUCCCCCUCUUCCAAGAGAAAAAUUAUGACUAUCCUGAUGCCAACCAGUUACACUUUAGUUUAAACCAGUUUAACAACUAAGUCUGGUUUUGGCUGUGGCCAUUGGAGAUGCAUUCCCAGGAGCUGCAGGGAGCAGCUGAUUUCCUUAUUCCCUCUCUGGCCAUGAUUGGGGUGUCUCUCUAUUCUCCCUGCCACCAUGUCCACACCCCCACCUGGGUUUGCCUCCUAGCCAUGGCCUGUCUCCUUCACUUCCUAAUAUCAAAGGGUAAAGAGUCUGCCUUGAUGGAGAACUUGUGGGGCAGGGGGGAGAUAGGUGUAAGAAGAUUUUAUCUGAGCAUUACUAAUCUUAGAAGCCCUCCCAGGGCUAAGGGAUUUUUGUUUAAAGGGCCAGGGAAGAGAAUACCGUCCAUCAUGCUGAGGCUUUUCACUCUUUAUCUUAUUAGAUACUUACAUUAGCUCUCUGAAGAGGCAGGUGGGGUUAUCCCCAUUUUACAGAUGAAAAAACUGAGACUCAGAAAGCUUAAAACUUGCUCCAAUUACACAGCUAGUGAGUGACCCAGCUAGGAUCCUGGCCUCAGUCUGUGUGGGCAAAGUCCAUGUGCGGUGAAGCCAACAAUAUGGGAAGCAGGAAAACCUUGUGGCUGUCCUCUGUACUCUGGAAACUUGGCACGUGCAGCUCCCCUGCUGGACUUACUACCCCCCACCUUAUACUGAAUUAUUUCUCAGCAUGACUUCUCACCCUACUGUGAAAUGGCACUUAAAACAUUCAUAAACGCAGCAGUUUUUAUUUUUCCAGUUCCCAUAAAUCCUCCUUGCUCUUUGUUCUGUAUUCCUUUAGCCCUUUAUACCUAUGCCUGUCGGAAGCGACUCGACGGCAGUGGGUGGUCUCCAAUAGGGCAUCUACCAUGAGGUAUUACAGUCCUCUAUUUAAAAAAAGAAAAAAUAGUGUGAUGAGGCCCCAUAUGCUCAUUAUUUUGCUCCAAAAGCCACCAAGAUUAUGCCAUCUCACAAUGAUUAAAUUUCAUCUCUCUGUUUCUUCCCCCCUCUCUUCCCCAUCUCUCUUUUCUUUCCUUCCUUACCCCUUUACUCCCUUCCCCCUCCUUUCCUUUCUUUCUGAAGUAUUUUAAAGCAAAUGUCAUGUCAUUUAAAGCAAAAAUCAUGUCAUUUCGUCCCUAUAUAAUCCAGUGUACAUCUCUUUUAGAAGGACAGUGUUUUCAUAACCACAUUGCCGUUACUACCUCUAACAGAAUUCACAGUCCAUAUUCAGAUGCCCUUGUUAGUCUCAGAAAUGACCUUUACAGUUGGUUUGUUCCAAUCAGGAUCCAAACAACGUCUGCAUGUUACACUUUUUAUGUCUCUUUUAAUCUGGAGCAGCCUCCCUCACUCCCUUCCCUGCCUUUUAAGCCAGCCAUUACUCUCCAUCUUAAGUGUCCGUCUCCCCCACUUGACAGCGAGUCCCUUGAGACCGGAGCCCGCUUCUGUGCGAUGCUGGAUCCUGAAGCUGAGCACCUGUCUGGGACCUGGUGGAUGCUCAGUUAGCCUCUGUUGAAUUGUGUCGUAGCCACUCAGGAAAUGUGUUUCUAAUGAGCAAAUCCUGCCAUGGAUAUGUGACUGCUGCGCGUUCGUUUAGAUAAGAGGUUAAAAAAAAAAAAAAAAAAAAGACAACUUGCUCACAUGCUGAUGACGUUUCCUCAGCAAGCGUCAGUUUGUAAACAUCCUGCAAUAAUCCUCGAGCUAUUUGCUGCGCUCACCCUCACCACUCUGGUUCGUCGUGGGGAUCCCAGACAGCCCGUUUGUGCCCUGACUAGCAACUGGGCUCCCGGGAUCACAUGUGGGGCUGACAGAGAAUGAAGUCAUUUCUGUCGAAGCUUUGAUUUCUAAUUUAUUCAGCCACAGAAAUGACCACGGCACGACCCAGGCGUUGGCGUUCGUUCGGGCUCUGGGAGAACUCCAGGCACUGCUCUCCCUCCCUUCUCUUACCAGGCAGCGCUGGUUCCCCCAUAUCUUAAAGGAUGCAGGGCUUUCCCUAACCUGUGAGCUGUGGAGCUGUUCUCCAACCAUUAUUCAUCUGCAGCUGGGGUGGGUUGUGACCGAACAUGAACAUUUAUGACUUUUAAGUGUCUCAUCUGAAUUUGUUUUGAAGAGAUACUAUCGCUGCUGACACCUUUGUAGGUGUCCUAAUGAAGACCAGAGGCCCAGGAGAGAAGGAAAACCUGUGCUUGCUUUUCUUGAUAAGGCACUUAAUACCUGGAUUUCUUGUCGUCAAAUCCCUUUAAGAGCGGUGCUGGACACUCUGAUAGAUGUCUUUUACUCGCCCAUUAAAGAGCCCUAGCAACAGCCCCAAAAGGGUGAGGUUUUUUUUUUUUAACUUAGAUAGCCUUUCCACUAGGAGGAAAUCUAACAAAAAUUUAAUGGUGCUUAUCCCUGUGUGAAGGAGUCCUGGUGGUGCAGGGGUUAAGCACUCAGCUGCUAAUGGAAAGAUGGGUGAUCUGAACCCUCCAGCCUUUCUAUGGGAGAAAGACGUGGCAAUCUGCUUCCAUAAACCCCAUGGGGCAGUUCUACUCUGUCCUAUAGGGUCACCUUGAGUUGGAAUCGACUUAGUGGCAAUGAGUUUUUGGAUCCCUGGGUGACAGUGCUAGAGUCAAUUUUCUUCCUCCUUUUAUCUUUGAAUUUUUAGUAUUUUUCCAACAUUUGUAUAAUAAAAUAUUUAACAUUUAUAAUGUUAAAUUCAAGUAUUUGUUUUUUUUUUUCCUCUAAAAUAAAAAGGAGGACUUUCUUCAACUGAUUUGGAGUGACUAGACAAAACUACACAUGUGUUUGGUACAGCUAUUCAUGUGGAUAAGGCCACAAAACUACCAGGAUUUUUAUAUUUGGCUGGAUUAUUAUUUUCAUGUAUGCACCCCAUACCUCUAAAGCUUAGAAAAUAAGGAAGAAUGCUGGGGCUUGGGAGAGGGGAAGGUGUAAAACCCCUCACUCUCUUUCCUAUUCUACCUCCUCCCUUUCCUUAGGAGGAUCUCAUUUCGAUAUCCCCCAAAUGAAACCUAUCUAAUGUUAGACUCUUGUUUUGAUUGUCUUGUUAGAGGAGGUAAAGAUAUUCAAGGAUGCCCAAACGACACAUUGUGUUAAGACCAAGGCAGGUAAAUGCUGAGUAGCAAACUGCUACCCACCUGUCUUUGUGGUGCCCUGACCCCUCCCUCUACUAUUUUCUGUUGUCCUUCCUACAUCCUCCCAAAGGUAGAAAACAUGGCUGGUCGGGGCUGAUAAGUCUCCUCCUUUCUAAAGCACUGAUCAUCUGGUCUCAGAAAGUCUUUGCUGGCAGGAGUGAUAGGUGACGUGGGCCCUCUGGUCACAAACAAACCUUCAUUGCCGGGUUGCAUCAACUGUGGAGUGUGAUUUUGAGGUGCUUCCCUUCUCUGUUAGCUGCUGAUGAAGUGUCCAUUCCUGAGUUCCCAAACAAGAGGCUUUCGUGAUGAUCAGGAUCAUGGCAAUCUGUGCGUGGCUUGUUCUGGAAGGAGAUAACUAACUGUCAUGAUGCCUCGGAAUCAAGUGUGACAUUUCUUCAGGUGCUUCGUAGUGUUCUCCUCUGUUCUCUCCACACCACUGCUCCGCACAGCAAGGCUCCUGAGACAUGGCAGAAAAUGAAGACGAGAAGCAGACCCAGGCUGGGCAGAUUUUUCAGAACUUUGUCCAGGCUCCCACGUGCAAAGGCACCCUCCAGGCCUUCAACAUCCUCACACGGCACCUGGACCUAGAUCCUCUGGACCACAGGAACUUCUAUUCCAAACUCAAGUCCAAGGUGACCACCUGGAAGGCCAAAGCCCUAUGGCACAAAUUGGACAAGCGUGGAUCCCACAAAGAAUAUAAACGAGGGAAGUCAUGUAUGAACACCAAGUGUCUCAUCAUUGGAGGAGGACCAUGUGGCUUGCGCACUGCCAUUGAACUUGCCUACCUGGGGGCCAAAGUGGUCGUGGUGGAGAAGAGAGAUACCUUCUCCCGCAAUAAUGUGCUGCACCUCUGGCCUUUCACCAUCCAUGACCUGCGGGGCCUGGGAGCCAAGAAGUUCUACGGGAAGUUCUGUGCCGGCUCCAUCGACCACAUCAGUAUUCGUCAGCUGCAGCUCAUCCUGUUCAAGGUGGCCCUGAUGCUGGGAGUUGAAAUUCAUGUGAAUGUGGAGUUUGUGAAGGUUCUAGAACCUCCUGAAGAUCAAGAAAAUCAAAAAAUUGGCUGGCGUGCAGAAUUUCUCCCUGCAGACCACUCUCUGUCGGAGUUUGAAUUUGACGUCAUCAUUGGCGCUGAUGGCCGCAGGAACACCCUGGAAGGGUUCAGAAGAAAAGAAUUCCGUGGGAAGCUAGCUAUUGCAAUCACCGCCAACUUCAUAAACAGAAACAGCACAGCUGAGGCCAAGGUGGAAGAGAUUAGCGGUGUGGCUUUCAUCUUCAAUCAGAAAUUCUUUCAGGACCUCAAAGAAGAAACAGGGAUUGAUCUUGAGAACAUUGUUUACUACAAAGACUGCACCCACUAUUUUGUCAUGACAGCCAAGAAGCAGAGCCUGCUUGACAAAGGCGUCAUCAUUAAUGACUACAUCGACACUGAGAUGCUGCUGUGUGCAGAGAACGUGAACCAGGACAACCUGCUCUCCUACGCCCGAGAAGCCGCAGACUUUGCCACCAAUUACCAACUGCCGUCUUUAGAUUUUGCCAUGAACCAUUACGGGCAGCCUGAUGUGGCCAUGUUUGACUUCACUUCCAUGUACGCCUCAGAGAAUGCGGCCCUCAUGCGAGAGCGGCAAUCACACCAGCUGCUUGUGGCCCUCGUGGGUGACAGCUUGCUCGAGCCCUUUUGGCCCAUGGGUACAGGCUGUGCCCGCGGCUUCCUGGCAGCCUUUGACACAGCAUGGAUGGUGAAGAGCUGGGACCAGGGAACUCCUCCUCUGGAGCUGCUGGCUGAAAGAGAGAGUCUUUACCGGCUGUUACCUCAAACAACCCCAGAGAACAUCAACAAGAACUUUGAACAGUACACAUUGGACCCAGGGACACGAUACCCAAACCUCAACUCAAACUGUGUCAGGCCUCAUCAGGUAAAGCACUUGUACAUCACUACGGAGCUGCACUGCUACCCUCUUGAGAGGGUGGGCUCAGUGAGAAGAUCCAUUGGCCUCUCCAGGCGGGAGUCAGACAUCCGGCCCAGCAAGCUCUUAACCUGGUGCCAGCAGCAGACCAAGGGCUACCAGCACGUCAACGUCACCAACCUGACCACAUCCUGGCGCAGUGGGCUGGCUCUGUGUGCCAUCAUCCACCGCUUCCGGCCCGAGCUUAUCAACUUUGACUCUUUGAAUGAAGAUGAUGCAGUGAAGAACAACCAGCUGGCAUUUGAUGUGGCGGAGCGUGAGUUUGGGAUCCCACCAGUGACCACUAGCAAAGAGAUGGCAUCAGCUCAGGAGCCUGACAAGCUCAGCAUAGUCAUGUACCUCUCCAAGUUCUACGAGCUCUUCCGGGGCACCCCGCUGAGAACUGUGGAUUCUUGGGGCAAAUACUGUGAAGAAAACACAGACCUCGGCUUGGCCAAAUCAUCUAUUUCUAAUAAUUAUCUCAACCUCACAUUGCCAAGGAAGAGGACUCCACGAGUGGAUGGCCAAACGGAAGAGAACGACAUGAACAAACGAAGGCGGAAAGGCUUCAACAACCUGGAUGAGCCUUCAGACUUCUCCAGCCGAAGCAUGGGCUCUAAUCAAGAGUGUGGCAGCUUUAAAGAAGGUGGUAAUCAGAACAAAGUCAAGUCCAUUGCAAAUCAGCUCCUGGCUAAGUUUGAGGAGAGCACUAUGAACCCUUCACUCCAGAAGCAGGAAGGCCGUGUCUCAGGGAUAGGUAAGCCCGUCCUGUGCUCUUCCUCUGCCUCUCCUGUUAACCCUCGCUGCCCCAAGCCGAAGGACCCCACACCCAGCCCAUCACCUCCUCUGAAGAGGCAGCUCCCAUCAGUGGCUGUGCCUGGGCAUGUGCGCAGAGAGCUAAAGCAAGUGUCUGCUGGUGGCGAGUCCUCAAGCAGACUUUGGAGAGCCAGGGCCAAGUCAGACCUGCAGCUGGGUGGGCCUGAAAGUCCUGCUGCCUGGCCUACUACCUGCCAGGGAGCGCUGGCCCUCUCCGGGGUGCUGCGGCGCCUGCAAGAAGUGGAGGAGAAGAUUGUCCAGAAGAGGGCUCAGAACUUGGCCAACAGCGAAUUUCACCAAAAGAACAUUAAGGAGAAGGCAGCUCACCUUGCCUCCAUGUUUGGACACGGGGACUUUCCACAGAAUAAACUCUCUAAAGGCCUGUCUCAUCCUCAUCCUCCGUCUUCUCCUCCCUCUUGCCUUCCAUCUCCUGAUCCAGCUGCUACUUCCUCUCCAUCAACUAUUGACUCUGCUUCUCCAGCCAGAAAGGUAAAGAAGCCACCUUCAGGUUUUCAUUCCUGUCCCAGCCACUUAAGAACAGUGCAAACUCAGAUGACGGUUGGGAAAGUGUCCAGUGGAAUAGGGGCUGCAGCUGAAGUCCUGGUCAAUCUGUAUAUGAAUGAUCACAGACCUAAGACCCAGGCCAUCUCUCCAGACCUGGAUAGUAUGCGAAAGGUGUGCCCCCUGAACCUGGGUGGCAGCGACACCUGUUACUUCUGUAAGAAGCGUGUGUAUGUGAUGGAGCGACUGAGCGCAGAGGGCCACUUUUUCCACCGCGAGUGUUUCCGCUGCAGCAUCUGUGCCACCACUUUGCGUCUGGCCGCCUACGCCUUCGACUGUGAUGAAGGCAAAUUUUACUGCAAACCUCAUUUCAUUCACUGUAAAACCAAUAAUAAACAACGGAAGAGACGGGCAGAGUUGAAGCAGCAAAGAGAGGAGGAGGAGACGUGGAAAGAGCCGGAAGCCACUCAUCGAGAUACUCCCACUGAAAGUUCUUGCGCAGCCGUAGCCAUUGGCACCCCCGAAGGCAGCCCCCCAGAUGAGCCAACCUCCCCCAAGAAGCCGAAGAGUGUCCCUGAGCCAGAGCCCGGUGAUGUGGAAUGUGGAGCCACCUCUCCGCUGUCCUCUGAGUGGACCUCAGUGAGGAUCAGCCCCGGGAAGGACACAGUUGGGCAGGAUGUGCUGGCUGUGCGUGUCCUGGUCACCAGCGACGACAGCAGCUCUGAAACAGAGUUUGAGUGUGGCGUUGAGGACUCCCAUGCAGAGCCCUGUGAGGAAAGACCCCAGGAGUUGGAACCCCCACCCCUACCAAAGCCCCUCACCCGGCACAUCUCCCUGCAUAAGACCCUGACUGGGGCAGUCCCUCCACAGUGCCCUGAGGAGCCCAAAGCUGUGCAUGCUCUGCAACGGGCCAAUAGCUUCCAGUCUACAACUCCAAGCAAAUACACGAACUGGAGAAGAAAAUUCCAGUCAAGUUUGACUCCAGUGAGCAACAAAAGAACUGUCUUGCCUCCGAUGGAAACUUCUUCUCUAUCUCCCUCUCCAUUGUCUUCAUCUUCCUCACCAUCUUCUUCUUCAGCCAGCAAUGCAGGCGGCACUUCCAAUGGUUCCUUCUCAGCUCAGGUGACAGCUUACAACCACCCCUCACAAGUCUCAAGAGGUCAUUUCAGUCCCUCUAGCCCAAUCUUUCUGGGGCAAACCAGAGACCAAGGAGCACCGAAGGAAAUUCCCUUGUACCUGCCUCAUCACGAAGUCCUAGAGCGGGCAGAAUACUGCCUGGUGAGUCCUAGUGAAGAUGGCCUCACAAGCCCCAGGCCACACAGCCCUGGAAAGGGGGGUUCUUAUGAGAGUCAAGACGUGGCGGCCUCUCCUAGGGAUACUAGAAGCAUCCACCAGGGUCCACACCCUUUUGGAGGGAAGGACAGCUGUUUGAUGGACCAACAUCUAUCUCUCAAGGCUGGAGAGGACACAAGAGAAAGGAAUACUGGAUCCAGGGAAGGAGCGGGAAGGUCAGAGAUGACAGAGGAGAAGCACUCAGGCUUAAAGAAGUUAGUCCUCACUCAGGAGCAGAAGACCAAAUUGCUGGAUUGGAAUGAUGCCACUUCAGCAGGUUUGCAGCUUGAAGUUGGGGAGCGACUUGCCCAGAAAAGUUCUGGGAAUGGUAGAGGAAAUCGUGUCCUGAAACCAGUCCGUCCCUUGACACUUCCUCAGACAACUAGAGAGACACUGUCAUCACACAAAGACACUCAGGAGAAGGUGGGGACCCUGGUUGAACAGGCUUCAGGAGAUCGAAGUGUGGCUCCACCCAAGUCCCCCCUACGGCUUAUAGCAAAUGCAAUCCGAAGGUCCCUGGAGCCCUUCCUGCCCAAUUCUGAAAGUGGGAAGAAGAAGCCCAAAUCAAAGACUUUGCCCACCAGCCAGCCACACACUUUUACUCGCUCAUUCAGCCUGCGGAAAACCAAUUACAAUAAUGACUGGAACCAGCAGUCCCCAAGGAGAGACAUGGCAAGGAGGGCCUCCUCCUUCUUCUCACUGGGAACUCCUGCUGCCAAGGCUUCCCAGCCCUCAGACCCUAGCCCUCCUCACCCUGCCCCCUGUACCCAUAGUUUGCCCAUCCAUUCAUCCAAGAUCUUUCCUGAGCUUGUGUCCCCACCCUGCAGCAAGAUAGAAGAUGUCCCCACACUCCUGGAGAAAGUGAGUUUGCAGGAGACCUUGCCAGAUGCUUCUAGGGUACCAAACAGAAGACCCUCACUCUUUUCCUCCCUGAGACUCAAAGACAAAUCUUCUGAAAGUUUUCCUCACGAUUCCAGACAAAGAACAGACCUCAAGGACCUCUUUAGCAGUGGCAAGGGAAAGGUACUGCCUGUGGGCAAUGCCCACUCCCUGGAGAAGCUGGUGCAGCCUCUCAGUACCACAUCCCUGGGGCAGGUGGGCCAUCCUUCUCCUGCAGGAAACUCAAGGCCCCAGCACAUCCCCAAUCAAGCACAGGUGACAGAGACUGCCUCCUCCCUCUCUUCCUCCACCUCCUCUGCAGAUGAAGAAUUUGAUCCCCAGCCUUCCUUGCGGUCAAAGGAGAGGAAGACACUUAGAAGACAAAAGAAACUGGAAAAAGCAACAAAGCAACUAAUUAAGCAAGAAGAAUUGAAAAGACUUCAUAAAGCUCAGGCCAUCCAGAGGCAGCUGGAGGAGGUGGAAGAGCGGCAGAGGGCAUUCGAGAUCCAGGGCGUGAGGCUGGAGAAAGCACUGAGAGGAGAAGCAGAUUCAGGCACACAGGAUGAAGCACAGCUUUUGCAGGAAUGGUUAAAGCUGGCCCUGGAGAAGAAUAAAUUAAUGCGAUAUGAGUCGGAGCUACUGAUCAUGGCCCACGAACUAGAAUUAGAAGAUCACCAAAGCAGACUGGAGCAGAAAUUAAGAGAGAAAAUGCUCAAGGAGGAGAGCCAGAAAGAUGAGAAUGAUCUAAACGAGGAGCAGGAAAUAUUCAUCGAGAUGAUGCAAGUGAUUGAGCAAAGGGACAGACUUGUAGAUUCCUUAGAGGAAGAACGCAUCAAAGAAAAAGCUGAAGACCAGCACUUUGAAAGCUUCAUAUUCUCCAGGGACUGCCAGCUGAGCCGGACGUGAGCACACCCAAGACCCUUUCCCCUCUCAGCACGCUGAGGUCUGGCGGGUCAGGCCACGCAUACCUCACACUCUCAUAGUGCCUUCUGCGGAAUUUAGCAUACCUAGAACUUAAAUUAAAAUGCUCUUAUAUGUACUACGGCAGCCCAAGAUCCUUCCAGAGAUUUUAAUGAAGAAAAUACAAGGACUCUUUUGAUAUUGGCAAGCAAGUCACCAGGCCUCUCAAAUUGAAAGUGUCCUUGGCAGCAGACCAGCAUUGUUUUCCCUAGAAAGUGACACAGAGACUUGACUGUCCUGCUGCUUGUAUAAUUUUUUGCCCAAUUCAUUAAGUUACACAUCUUAAGAUUUUCCAAAAGCUGCUUUUUACAUAAAUAUAUCCAUAUUUGCCUUUUUUGCAUGGAUGACCGGUUUCCAAAUGUCAGCAAGAAGGAGCAGCGAUUUAAAGAUUAGGUUGAUAUUUAAAUUGUGUUUCCAGAGAAAGAGAAGAAAUCUUGAGAUUACUGAUUACGUAAAGCAAAUGCAGGUGUUAAUUCAAUCCAGGGUAUUCAAUUCAUGAAUUUAAUUUACCAGGCGUACUUACAAGCCUUAAUAUAAUAUAUAUAAGCAAUGAGAGUUUGAGAGAACAUUUGAGCCUUAAUUUUACUUUUAAAAAAGAAAGGAAGAAGAAGAGAAAAGGCAAAAAAAAGAAAGAAACUUUCAAAUGCUGUUGUUAACUUAGAAAUGCUUUUUGUUCCCAUAAGCAUUCUGCUUAUGGCUUCUGGAACAGAAUGAAAAGUAUUUUUAGAAAUAGCACAGUUUUGAAGUGCUUUUCUGUAACUGUUGGUGCUGCUACUAAAAACAAACACACUAGUGGUAGGAGGCAAGGACUGCUGCUUAGGUGUUGUCUUCUAAGGCCCCAACGGAGGGGAAGUACCGGAUAUUCUCUCCAGGGAUCGCUCAGGAACUGCAGGGAACAAAGGCAAAACCAUUUCUGACUUCAAGGUGGAGCUGAGUGCAGUGACCCCAUUGACCAAAUCCCAAAUUAAGUCCUGUUUUUUUUUAAUUUUUUAUUUUCAAUGACAUUUUUAAUGUGAAAAGAAAGCAGGGAAAUGGAGUUUGUGCACUGACAUGUCAGACUUCCUGGGAUGUUUUGAUGGUUCUAUCUGAAGACCGAAGAAGACAAGAUUUAAAGUGGUGACCUGCUGUCAUAAAAUAUUUGUGUUCCCCCAAAUGGGAUUAUUUGAAGAUUCAAUCUGUUGUUGUCAAGAGACUAAAGAGCUUGUGUAUUUGACCGCUGUCAUUUCUGCAAGUGUUUAAAUGUGUCGUUAGACAAAAGGUGCUUUGUAAUGGUUGGCUCUGACUUGAGACCCAACUUUCCUCAGAGUGAGUUUACCCAUGAACCACUUCUGUCUGAGAUGCUGUCUAUACACACCAACAAGCUGGGAAUCAGAAGUGUAACUGGUUUUCCCCUGUCAGCCAUGGUCUACGUGGUAUUUAAACAUAAACUUCUCGGGGUUUACCAAGUUCUGAAGGUUGUAGUUCUUUUCCCUUCCUUCCUUCUUUCUUCUCUCUCUCUCUUUUUUUUAGUUCCUUUCUUUUUUUAAGAAUCAGGUCUCUUAGUGCCUGAUUCUUCUUCUUAUUAGGGAAUAUAUAUACCUGUGCCAUUUCUGGCUAUUUAUCUAUUUUUAUUUAUUUGUAUGUUUGAUGGAAAUUGCUAUUAUGAUUUCCUCAUAAUUGUGGUUUUCCUGUGUUAGAAUUUGGAGAAGACGUAUCAGCACUGAGAUAUUGGUAUAUAAGCUAUUUAAUAUACAGAAACCCCAGAUGUGUGGGAAGUGAAUUGUAUAGUAUUAAAGAUUUAUAAAAAUAGUCAAAAUAACAUUUUCAACCAUGAGGCAUUUAGGGAAAGGUUUUGGAGGCACAGGAAUGUUAACCCACUUUAAGAAAGAGAUAUAGCUUCAGUUUUCUUUCUAGAAUAUUCAGAAUUAUUCAAGCCCAGUCUUUUCCGUCAGUUAUAUAAAAGUGUACCAUUGGAUGCUGCAUACAUUUGAUGCUCAAAUGCACGGUGUCUGGGUUGUUAUUGCACAAAAGAAUUAAUUGCCACUUAUUUUAAUUUGUUCUGCUUCCACCUAAAAGGAAGAUUCUCCCUAGAGGGCCAAGAAAGAAGGUGGUUCUUGGCCCUAGUAGUCUGUUAAUAGAUGAGAGCAGCAGUGUGCUCACUUGCUCUUCUAAAGACUGCUCUGUGGUUUAAGGCUCAGUCUUAUCUGGCCAGAGUAAAACACAAACCUCAUACUGACAGUCUUCUGUUUAUACUACUUUCUGUUUUACCAGUGCGUGGAAACCAUUUCAGUGAUCAUUUCCCAAAGGAAACAAGUAUCGUGGCUGUUGAGCUAUUUAAAAUGAUUCCACUCCUUAUUCACAAUAGAAAAUGUUCUAAGACCCUCAAAAUGUAAACUACUGCAAUAUUUUGAAGACAGUCUCUUUGAUACAUUUUGAGUUGGAGUAUGAUGAAAAGGGACUGCCCCCUAAAAGAAUGUGGAUGUGAUCGUGGCUGAAGACCUCAGGACUCUGAAUGGGACUUAUAGAGCCCCAGCAUCAGGUUGUAUUUCAUAGCCCUUCUCAUACAGCUUCUGAAUUAAAUCAAAGGGCUUAGAAUAGUUGUAAGUUCAGAAUUUUAUGCAAGUUGAACCCAGAGAACAGUUCUUAAGCUUGCUCUCCCAAACCAUUCCUUCACUGAUUUUUUGUUCCGCAGAUGUUCUCUGAAUGUCCAUAUGGUUCUGUGGCAAUGUGCUUGGUGUUGGGAUAUAGAAAGAAUAUUAACCCUCUACUCCACUUUCCUAAAUAAGUACAAAGAUAAAGCACAACUUGUAUUAUAAGCGUCAACCCACGCUACAUUUUUCUCAAGCAUGAAGACGUAUAUCCCUAACAAUUGUAGUGCUCCGUUGACAAUAAAGAGCAGUUCGUGUUUCUAAAACUGUGAAAAAUAA